ACUGUGUCAUAUCUGCAUUAUGAAGCAGUUCCUCUAACAACGCGUGUCGUCGUCUUCUUCUUUUCGACAACAACCAGAGCUUUUGCAUGGAUACCUGAAUUAAAGAUAUGGCUGUGUUUGAGAACUGCUCUGUGCUCCUGGACCUGAAAAAUUUGCCUUUCAAGGAGAAGAAGAAGCUGAAGGAGGCUUUAACUGACAAUGGAGGCAACCUUUCCUUUGUGGUCAAUAAACAGUGCUCUCUGAUAGUGGCCAGUGAUGUGUCCAACCUGAGCACCAACAGACUGCGUAAUAUUCAGAAGUACCAAACACCUGUGGUGGGGUUGGAUUAUGUGUACAGCUGUGUGGAGAGAGGUGUGCUUCUUCCUGUGGACGAAUACAAGCUGGAUACUUCCCCUCCGCUUGCUUCUUCACCUCCUGUCCUUCUCUCCUCAGCAGGGAAAAGUUCACUCUCAAAAGUGCCCAAAGGCCCGUUGAGCAAAGCACCCGCUGAGCCGUACAAAGGCCCCUCAAAGCCAGUGGAAUCUAUCAGGCUGACUCAGAAGGCAGAGACUCUGGAGGGAAGCAGAAAAGUCCUGGGAAAGUUCAGAAACUACACUGAAACUGACUCUGAUCUUCCAACCUUUCCUGAUAACUUUCAAGUGGCCAAGUAUUCAAUCUUUGAGAAGGUAAAUAGCAACACUUGGUGUGUGCUGGAGCUGCAGAGCUUCAAAGGAGACAAAGGAUGGCAGUAUCGAGUGGUCCGAUACCGGAAAGACGACAUACUGUCCAAGAAGGCGGCGGUGAUGGACAUGCAGGUGUUUCUGUCCACAUCAGAAGAAGCUCUGGAGGUGUACAAAGACCUGAGGGAGAACCUGCAGAAAACUGGCCUGCAGCUCAGGAGCAACUUUCUUCCACAGGUCCAGACCCUGGGCUCUGACCCCCUCCAGCAGCUGCUGCUGGAGGAGAAGCUGCACACAGGAAGCUUAUCAAAAGAAGUGGGCGGGUUUGUGGAGCUGCUGUGGACUGAGGCCCUGGGCUGCCUCAGGAACAUCCUCAGAGUUUCCAUCGACAAGCUCAGCCUCAACGAUGUGAGCAGGGUGGAGGGCUUGUUGCUCCAGGCUCAGAGGAAGCUGAAGGAGAAAAAUGAAAAUGAAGUGGCGUCUCUCAUGGAAGAAGUUUACACCUUGCUGCCACACAAAGAACCUCCCUUACCUCCCACUGCAAAGCUGAUCUCUCAGAAACUGGACCUCUGUCAGGUAAUCCGGGAUGUGCUGAAUGUGAGUGAGAUGACUCUGAGCAGCCCCAUGUCUUCCUCUCUGGGGAAGUACCGAGCUCUGAGGUGCAGCAUUGAGACCGUGUCCCCCGGCAGCUCCGAGUUUCAGGCUGUGACCGCCCCGCUUCAGGGCAGCAAAGUGCAGAUCCAUCAGGUGUUUCGUGUCAGCAGAGGGGUGGAGCUCCAAAUGUUUAAGAGUGAGCUGGGGAACAUAAAGCCCCUCCUCCAUUCCUCCAGCCCCAGCAACUUUGUAGGAGUCCUUUCUCGUGGUCUGUUGCUGCCUCGUGUGGGAGUGGAGCAUCAUGGGAUUGAGAGAACUGACAUUGGUAACCUGGGCAGUGGAAUCUACUUUAGUGAUGUCAUGAGCACCAGUUUGAAAUACUCAAAGCCCAGUGCGACGGACGGCUCCCGGCUGCUGCUGGUGAGCGAUGUGGCUUUGGGAAAGUGCCAGGACUUUUACAAGAGAGAUCACACAAUGACCGAGGCUCCAGAGGGACACGACAGUGUGCGCGGUGUUCGCUGUACGCGCUCCAAUCGUUCUGAGUUUCAGGAUGAUGAGUACGUGGUGUACAGUCCUGAUCAGGUGAAACUGAAGUAUGUGGUUCAGUUCAGCAUCGAGGGAGACCAACUGAAGGAGUUCAGUCCUGUCGUCAACACCUCGGCUGAGCUCUUGAUGUCCUCCACUAAGCAAGAGCUUGGUUCAGAGUUUGAAGGGGUUGAAAGUGUUAAAAACCCGUUGGAGGAUGUGACGGCUGGCCUGUUGGACAGCUCUGGUCAGCAGCUCCCUCUGCAGGCCGUCCAUGUGAAGUGCAAGCUGAUGGAUCUGCUCUCUCAGGUCAUCAUUUUCCAGAAAUACACCAAUCUGAGCUCCGUGCCCAUUGAGGCAAAGUACGUCUUCCCGUUGGAUGAUUCUGCAGCAGUAUGUGGAUUUGAAGCCUUCAUCAAUGGAAAACAUGUGAUCGGAAAGGUCAAGGAGAAGGAGAAGGCUCGCAAGGAGUACAAGCAGGCUAUUGAAAAAGGCCAUGGAGCGUACCUCAUGGACCAGGACGCCCCCGAUGUGUUCACCAUCAGUGUGGGAAAUCUGCCACCUGGUGCAACCGUCCUCAUUAAAGUUACCUUUGUGUCCGAGCUGAUAAUCAAGGACGGCAGUAUUCUCUUCAGUCUGCCUGGCAGUGUGGCUCCGUGGCAGGAGAGUGCAGCACUCAACCAGACGACACAGGUCACUGUGGAGAAGGUCUGUGUGACUGACGAUGCAGCAAAUAAGAGAGAGUUCACCCUCGACAUGUCCAUAGAGAUGCCAAAUGAGAUCAAAAAACUAACGUGCCUCACUCACCAAGUCAAGAUUAAGAGAACAGACUGUAAAGCAGUAGUGAGCGUGCUCCCAGAUGAGGUCAUGAGUCCAGAGGGUUUCCAUCUGCUGGUCACUCUGUCUGAGGUCCACCUGCCCAGGAUGUGGGUGGAGAAACACCCUGACAAGGACAGCCAGGCCUGCAUGCUGGUUUUCUAUCCGGACUUUGACGUUGACUCUUGUUCAGAAUCUGAUGAGGUUGUCCUGUUGAUCGACACGUCUGAGUCUAUGAAGGGAGAGUCUCUCCGCAUGGCUCAGAAAAUAGCCCUCCAGGCCCUUAAACAUCUCGACAACAAGCUCAGACUCAAUGUCAUUUUAUUUGGCACAGAUCACUCAGAAAUUUUCUUGACGCCGCAGCCCCUUGUUAAAGCUCGUCCAGAAGCCAGGAGCUUCAUCAAGUGCUUCUCUCCAGUAGGGGGCAGCACUGAGCUGUGGCGACCCCUGCGAGCUCUCAGCUUGCUGCCUCCUUCACGCGGCGUCAGGAACCUGCUGCUGCUGUCGGACGGCCACAUCCAGAACGCAGAGGUCACCUUGAGGCUGCUCCGAGAAAACGCUCAGCACAGCCGCCUCUUCACUUGUGGCCUCAGCCCGACAGCCAAUCGACACAUGCUCAGAGCCCUGGCCCAGGCAGGGGGCGGAGCCUUCGAAUUCUUCGACACAAAAACCAAACACAACUGGGCAGAGAAGGUGGCGCGUCAGUUGAAGCGUAUGGCGUCUCCUGGCUGCAGCUCAGUGUCAGUGAAGUGGCAGCAGUUCAACCCAACAGCGACCUCUCCUGUGCAAGCCCCCAAACAGCUCCAAGCUCUGUUCAAUGACAGUCACACACUGGUGUACGGCUUUGUGCGGCACUGCACUCAGGCCACACUGCUCGGAAACAUAAGCGGUCAGGAGCUUAAAACCAUGGUGUCGACCACUGAGCUGCAGAAGACCAAGGGCACAUUUCUUCACAAGCUCGCAGCGAGAGCCGUCAUCAGGGAUUUUGAAGACGGAAGCCUGGAUACCAAUGAAGCCGAACAUGAGGGAAAGAAAGCGGUGUUGAAGGACUUUGUUAUCGAAAUGAGCAAAGAGUUCUCCAUCCUGUCUCAGUUCACCAGCUUUGUGGCCAUCGAGGAAAGGGACUCCAAACAAGGCGAGGAGGGCGUCACAGACAUCCCCAAGCUGAUCGCAGAGGAAGAUGUGGACUUCCUGCCUUACGUCAGCUGGAUUUCUCCUCCGGGCAGUGUAGAGAAAUUGGGAGAGGAAUGUUCAGAGGAAGAACUUUAUUCCGGAGCUAUUGCUGACAGUUCUUUUUGGUCUGAAAAAAUGUCCUGCGGAGUGGACCUUUUCUCUUCUUUUGAAGAAGAUGAAGAAGAAGAAGAAGAAGAUGAAGAAGAAGAAGGAGAAGAAGAAGAAGAAGAAGAAGACGACGGAUUGUCCAUACAUGAGAUGAUGACAGAAUGCUUAAUGGAAGCGACCGUCUCUCCAGAAUAUGAACCCACGAGUCCUGGUCUUAAAAUGGCAAAAUGGACGUCUGUAGAAGACAGUGCUGAAGAGAUGGAGGUUGGAGGAUGGAGGCGAAAGAAAGUGUUUGCCAAGGCUUCUUCUGCCGUCUCCUCUUUUGCGCCUAAGGAAUGUCUUGAUAGCCUUUCAAUGAACGACAUUUAUUCCAUGUCAGCCGAAGAUUGUUCCAUGUUAGUCCCCCCACCUCGACAUCCUUCUUAUUUGAGUGGUAUUCAGGCCAAAACAUAUGGUCUUCCACCUCCUCCUCCUCCUCCUCCUGCUCCUGUUUCUGCCUCUGGUUUUGGGGCGUCCUUCUUUGGUCAACCUCCUCUUCCUCCUCCUUCUGGUUUUGGGGCCUACAUACCAUGUUCGGCUGCUUCUCAACGUUUGUCGUUGGGUCUUCAGGCCGACUCAUUAGUUCCUCUUCCAACUCCAAGUUCCACUGGCCUUCCGACCCAAUUAUUUGGUGGUCCUCUUUGCGGCAUUGGUCAAAUGGCCCAAUCGUUUGUUGGUUCUCCUCCUCCACCUCCCUCUACUUUACACCAGGGCUUUUCAUUUGGUGGUCCUCCUCCUCCUGGUCUUCAAUCCAACUUACUUGGUUCUUCCUCCAUUCCUUUUCAGGCCAGAGCUUUUGGCCAAGGUCCUCCUCCUCUACCUUUACUUAAGAACAAAUCAUUUGGUGGUCCUCCUCCUCCUGGUCUUCAAUCCAACUUACGUGGUUUUUCCUCCAUUCCUUUUCAGGCCAGAGCUUUUGGCCAAGGUCCUCCUCCUCUACCUCCCUCCACUUUACUUAAGUACAAAUCAUUUGGUGGUCCUCUUCCCCCUCCUCCUCCUCCCUCGACUAGACCUCAGGUCAAAGAAUGUGGUCGACCUGCUAGUGCUAAACCUCCGAUAAGGGAUUUAAGUGGCAUGGAAAUGAUUUCUUACUGCGAUGACAUGGAACGGUCUCUGCCUGAAGAAAGAGCAAAAACAUCUUCAUCCACAGGCAUUCGUGGAGCUGUGAUACCCGGGCGGAAAACAUUGCGCUCAGGGAGACGCAGCUUUCGACAAAAAAUUUCCUGUGGCUUUGAUGAGGCACCUCGUGAAACAUCGUCACUCUCAUUCUCUCUGCAUCAAAUGGAAUCCCAAGAUCAUCAAGUACAAGUUAAAGAUAGCACUCCAGGUCCAGUUGAUGAACUAAGGUUUGCUUGCGCUCAAGAACUGCAAUCUCGACGCAGUACCAAAGGUAGAAGGAAGGAAGAAGAGCCCACGUCCACGUCCAGUUUUUCGUACCAAAGUGAUGUUGCACCGGAGGAAGAACAGCCCAUUCCAGAGAUUAUUCCACAGAGUGAAUUAUACAGAUCAUCUAGUCGAUCACGAUUAAUGAUGAUUCGGCAAUUUUCGGUGAUAACAUCCGCCAUGAAAGAGGCAGACGAUCUCAGAGCCCUCAAACUCAGAUUGACAAAGAUCUUCCAGCUGCAGCAUUCGGAAGGCUACUGGGAGAUAACCUCAGAACUGGGAGAAUUAGUAAACGUGGAUGUGGACCAGUUUGCCAACGUGUUCCUGAAAAAUAAGGGCAUCAACUCUCUAGGUGUUAAGGCCCGUGUCGACAUCCUGCGGCUGGUGAUGACUCUCCUGGUUCUGCAGCUGAUGAGGGUGGAGAAGCUGGAGGAAGGCAAACUGCUCCGCACCCUCUUCUCCCUGGAUGACUCGUCUCAGCCCAGGCCUGAGCGCUGGGAGGAGGUGAAGAAGGCGGUGGACUGGGUUCGCUGGGCUGACCGGCAGUACCCAUGCGUCUACAGCCGACUGGAGUUCGGUUUAAGCUGGGAAUCCUCUACCCGUCAACUGCUGGGCUAUGAAGCCCUCCCUCCCUUCUCCGCCCUCAGUGGUCUGAACCUGCAGAAGACGGCUGUCCCUCUGCUGGUCCAAUGAGCAGGCCAACAUGAUCCAGGUGGAAAGAAGGGACAGAGAGUGAGAGAAAUCAAAUCAUCUUGCUUUUUUUCUGCUGGGGUUAGAUUACCUUUUAAGAUGUAUUUUUCCUAGAUAUACACCUUUCUUUUUUUUAGGCACUGUGGCUUUAAACUCGCUUGUACUUAAAUAACCAGACAUAGUCACCUGAACGCUACGGCACCAUUUACCAUUUUGUCAUUUGCAAACCAUAAUCAAAAUGCUUUUAACAGAAGAACCAGACCAAAUGAAGAAAACAUGCUAUACUGUAGUUUGUGAUUGUGCUCGUUUAGCAUGGAGCUAACAUAUAUUAUUAAAGCUACACUACAUCAGCUGAUACAUGAUGUAAUAUCUAUCUUUUUUUUGUUAUGCAGUAAGUCCUGUUUGUGUAACGCUAUGAGCAACAACUCUGCACUAAUCAUUUUAACGACGUGUGAAUGAUCAAGCCUUUUGGAGUUAAUGAGCUUUAAGUUUUAGUUUUGUUUAAGUUUUUAAUAUGUACACAAAUAUGUGAAACUAAUGAUAUUCUACAUACAGUAAAAAAACGACAAUCAAACCAAAUUCAGAAACUGAAAAUGUUAUAGCCUGAAAUAAUCAUGUUUGAGAAGAAAUUGUUUUGAUGUAUAUUUUGAUUUUAUAGUUUCACCCAAAUCCCAUCUGUCAACAUGGAGGAGGCGGAGCUUAUGAGCUAUGCUUCGGCCAGUCUGUAGGGGGAGCUCCAAUUGUUUUGGCUUCACUUUUUAGGAGCUGUCGUCUCAUCCAUCCAAAAUAUUGUGUAAAAUAUUUGGAACUUACCUUGCCUUAAAUAUAGAACUGCCUUCCAGCAACUUCAAUCACUCGAGGAAAUAAGAAUGUUGUACACUAAGCAUUCGUGAUCAUCAGGACGAGAGGUUUAUCAUUUUUGAAUAUGCAAAAUCAUUCCUUCACCCAGUUUUGCAUAACGGAGAAAGAGGGCUUUGUAUGAUCUGUUUUAUUUUUCCUGGUAGUCAGUGUGGUUUCCAUCAAUGCAUUACAGGAAGAAUGUGCAACAUGUUGGUGUUGGAGCUGUGUUUGGGUCAGGUUACAUGGAAGGGACGGCCUGCUCCUCCCCUCAUGUAUAAAAGCGGUUUUAGUUUUAGUUUUUGUCCUUCGCGGGAACUCGAGUGGAGCGGUGUUGGAGGUGUGCCGUUGGAGGAGAGCGGAGGCUUCAGAAUAGCCGAGGUGUGGCCAAACAGCAGUUUGUUAUGGUUUCAUGCUGGUUCUCUAGGGCGACAUCUACUGGAUCAAAAAGUUGCACAUUCUUCCUUCAAAUGAAUGAAUUACAAUAGUUAAUCACAAACAACAUAUUUGCACUAUUUGGUGUAAUCUUGUGUGACUUACUCCUUGUUAUGAUGUUAAAUGAUUGUUUACAUGGGCAGAAUUAAAGUCUUUUAAAAUGCUA
This is a messenger RNA of Labrus mixtus (cuckoo wrasse), 7425 nucleotides long. RefSeq names its product poly (ADP-ribose) polymerase family, member 4 (gene parp4). The coding region runs from base 108 to 5990 and encodes 1960 amino acids. The record is from RefSeq and is a predicted model, not a curated record. Gene Ontology annotation, molecular function: NAD+ poly-ADP-ribosyltransferase activity. Lineage: Eukaryota; Metazoa; Chordata; Actinopteri; Labriformes; Labridae. The transcript is spliced from 36 exons.